Molecule: messenger RNA, 1062 nt
Organism: Papaver somniferum (opium poppy)
Lineage: Eukaryota; Viridiplantae; Streptophyta; Magnoliopsida; Ranunculales; Papaveraceae
Exons: 1
Coding region: 1-1062 (353 amino acids)
Source: RefSeq, a predicted model, not a curated record
AUGAAGCUGAACAACAACUACACUCGCAUCCUAAGAGAGAUUAAGGGUCGUGAAAACCUAGAAUGGCCUUGGUCCAAAGGAAAGCAUCCCCCAAGGUCCGAGAAGUCAAGAGAUUACUGUGAAUACCACUGCUUCAACGGCCAUCAGACUGAAAAAUGCAAGAACCUCAAGAUAGUGAUCCAGAAGCUGAUCGACGCUGGCGACCUCAAACAGUACAUACAGAAGGCAGAAACCGAUGAUAGGACAAAACGAAGCAAGCAAGUCCAACUACCUGAAGGAAAUCGAACACUCAAUGUUAUCUCAUGCUUCGAACCUAAUGGCCCCUUGUUAACAACCCAGAUAGGGAAGAGAUUGAGAAAGCAGUUCGAGGAUUACUGCGAGCUGUACAAAAUUGAUGGAGUCGAAGUCGAUGAGCACGAACAAUGGAUGAAUGCAUCAAUAACAUUCGAAGCUGAGGAUAUUGAGGAAGAUAUGGAGGACCACAACGAUCCUUUAGUUCUUACAUUACCAGUUGCAGGAUGCAACAUCAAGAAGGUUCUAAUUGACGGAGGGAGCUCAGUCAACGUCUUAUUUUAUGAUACAUUCAAACGGAUGGAACUGAAUGAUGAGCAAUUGAUGUCUUCCUACUAUACCAUCUACGGAUUCAACGGCACACCAACGAAGCCCCUAGGAUACAUCGUGUUGGAAGUUAUGGCAGGCCCAAUGAAAGUCGAUACCCGAUUCAACGUGGUAGAUUCUCCUUCUCCCUACAAUGCCAUCAUUGGCCGACGAUGGGUGCACAAACUCAAAGGGGUUGCAGCGACAUAUCAUCAGUACCUUAGAUUCCCAACACCCGAAGGGGUAAUGGAAAUUAAGGGAGAUCAGGUCACCGCCCGCGAGUGCCAUGCCAUACAGAACCAACUCAAUAAUGAGCACGAUGAACAGCGGAAGUCCCGAAGAAGCAGAAACAAAGCAGCCGUCAAGGACAAGGCGAUCGACCAGUACCUUGAGGAAACCUCAGGCAAAAGUCUAACGAAGGGUAGCAACGUCCUAACUACCGAAGCAGGCACCUCAAUGGCUUAG